Messenger RNA from Pieris rapae (cabbage white), 4717 nucleotides. It is a transcript of the gene Ypel, whose product is annotated as protein yippee-like. The transcript is spliced from 6 exons. NCBI's taxonomy places the organism in Eukaryota, Metazoa, Arthropoda, Insecta, Lepidoptera, Pieridae. The record is from RefSeq and is a predicted model, not a curated record. The coding region runs from base 398 to 805 and encodes 135 amino acids.
UUUUUGACGCAGCAGCGCAAUCAAAGUGCGCAGGCAGUGCAACGAUUAUCACGUUCGCAGGCCACUGGAAAGUGAUGUAAAUAACACGUUAAAGCCUUAACAUUGUAAACAAAGACUUUGCAGUACUUACUAAACCAAUAUUUACCUAGAAAUCGUGUCGUGACUGCUUACAAAUCUAAUCCCAGUGAAACUACGACACAAGUGAUAUUGACUUGAAUAAAAUGAAUACGUGAUAUCCAACGAAACAAAGACAAUUGCAUAAAGACAUUCAUUUUAACAAGUUUAAUAUACGAGUGUUUUUUGUAUUGGAUGAACUUGAAGAGGGUGGCGGGUGUGUGGGACCCUGAGUCGCGGCGGGGGGCGGCUGCCGGCAGGUGACCUGCGGAGUCCGCGGCUCAUGUGGGCGGCUAGCGCGUGCUGCUCGCGCCAGGCAGGCGACGGGGCCAGCGCGACGCGCGCGCCCGUCAAGACCUUCCAGGCGUACCUGCCGCCGGCGCACCGCACCUACAGCUGCAUACACUGCCGCGCGCAUCUCGCCAGCCAUGACGAGCUCAUAUCCAAGUCGUUCCAAGGCAGCCAGGGGCGUGCAUAUCUCUUCAAUUCUGUGGUGAACGUUGGGUGCGGGCCGGCAGAGGAGCGUGUCCUACUGACGGGGCUCCAUGCAGUUGCUGAUAUUUACUGCGAGUGCUGCAAAACCAUGCUCGGCUGGAAAUAUGAACACGCAUUCGAAUCGAGUCAAAAAUAUAAAGAGGGCAAGUUCAUAAUAGAACUGGCUCAUAUGGUGAAAGAGAACGGGUGGGACUAGGCGAUGGGACUAAAGUGCUGUGACCCCCGUCAAUGACUGUACGUGACCAUGCGUCGACGCCUCGAGCCUUCGUGAUAAAAUGGCCGGCGAGUCACCUCGCCUCUCUCGCAACCAUCCGCCCCCGUCGAUAUAAAUUAUUUUUGUCAUAAUCAAUUAUUCAUGGAAAAUCGAUGAUGGCGGAUGGUUGAGUGAUUUACCUAAGUACUGUCAAUUGUUCAAGUGUUGAACGCACUGUUUAACGUCAACUAGAGUACGUAGAGUACAUAGAGAACAGGAUCGGGAAGAAAAAAUUGUAUAGCGAUCACGUAAGUUGCUUCCAUCUCUUUGGAAAUUUUUGGUUUAAAGUCAAUUGUAUGAGAAUAUUGACAAAGUGCGGUAAUCAUGUUUGACAGUUGACAGUUGACAGUAUGUCGGGUGUUAUAUUAGCGGCUUAAGCUUGAGCACCGCCAUUUGACGUUAUACAUAAGUUAUCGAUCUCAACCGCCCAGCUUCGGGCAGUGGGCAUAGAAUUUAUACUAAUUUUUAGUUAUAGAAACUUUUAUUUUUCGCGCAUGCGAAUAUCUUAAGUUGUAUUAGUUUACACGUCAUUAUAUAUCGGAAAGAACACUAAUACUUCUUGUCCCCUUUAACCUGUGAUAAGUACGUUAGAAUAGAAUUUUUGAAUUUCUUGAACGAUCAUUUCAAGAGUUGCUCAGAGAAAUUUCAUAUGUAUGUUCCUAAUUUCAGCUGUACAAUUUGCUUUACUUUUUUUACUAGUCGAAGCGGAAAGUAAUUUUUUAUGUAUUUGCGCCCGUAUUAGGUGAUUUUGGUUAGUUUCGUUCAUUUUGUUUCGCUUUCCGUUUGGAAUUGGAAUUUACAAUGUUACGCUUUAAAGUUGGGGAGACGAUUGGAUCGAACAUUUUUAUAUACGAAGGGAGCAGUUAGAAGUUUUAUUAUUCAUUUAUUGUUUCCAUUUAAAUGUAUAUUAGAUACAAUUAACCCCAAAUAUUUUAUCUUAAUCUGCAUGGUACUUCAUUGUGUUAUCUGUGUAAUAUUCAGAGCUUCUACAAUCACAAUUUCGGCUGACAUAGUUUGUCUAUACAUAAUUCGAAAUAUGAACCGGGAUAUUUCUUGCAUUUGGCGAUCGAUAAUUAAUUGGUGGGAACCGUUAUACACAGUUAGAGCAGAAUCACAAUGUAUAGUGCGGUUUUAACAACGAACAGCUGUCUCAUUGAAUAUAACAUAUUCCAAAUUUUACAAAUAACUAUUUUGUAUUAAAACGGGAAAAUUUGGAAAUUGUAUAAAGAGGCAUGGAAUGUAUAUGUACAAAAAUCGUAUUAAAUUGAAAUGCAAGUACUACAACAGAAAUGACUAUACGUGGUUUCAAAUACAUGGCGUCCAAAUAAAUACUUUGGGGAAUAUUUAUACUAAUUGUGCAUUUUAAUCAAACAUACGAUUUUCGUUAUUAAAUAUCUAUUUUUAGUAGAUAUGAAGUAAGGUUUACAUUUUAUACCUACUUCAUGCAACAAAAGAGAGAAAUGCAUAAUUAAUAUAAUAUGUACUAAAUGUUAUAUCGGUAUACCCAACGUGAUGAUGAUACAACAAUUAAUCUUUUCUCUAAUGCGUAUUCUUAAAAAAACAUAUAAUAUCUUUCUUCUUUUUACACACACAGGUAUGACAUAUUUUAUUUUCAAAGGCAGGGUAUCUAACUUUGCUACAUUGGUCGUGGUUGGCAAAAGUUUGCGCACGUAUCUACUUUGAGUAAAAAAUAGCAGAGUGAUCUGCGACUCUUAUAAACUUAAUUGCCGGAAAAUAUAUACACUCAUAUACCUUAUACAUUUCUAUUUUUCCUGUAACACAUCACAUAAAUAUAAAAAGAAGUGAUUGUUGUUGUUGAAUUUCUAUUACGAUAAUUAUCCUAUUGUAGACUUGUGGACUGGGUAUAUCGAUCCACAUAAUGGUAAAAUCACCCGUCGCCGUAAUAUCAGAGCGUUGAUUACUGCCACUAGAAUACUUUUUAAUAUACAUAACUAAUGUUAAUAAAAUUUACAUGGACGUAAGGGACACGUUUGACACAUUAUUUUUACGAUAAAGCUAAUUAAAUAAAUUUACUAUUAAGGUAGCUCUGAAGUUAGCUUCAUGCUUCAAGCUUUGAAUCUCUAUAGAAAAGCGUAGAACUUUAUAGUAGACAGCGCAUACUUUGCAAAAAUAAAAAUGCCAGCCUACAAGAAAGCCAAAAACAAUGCAAAUUUUCCGCAUUUAAUUAAAAUUUGAUAAUACGUAAAUUUGUCUCGCUAUCAUAAGAAGUGUUUGGCAAUGCAACUGACUUCAGAGCAGCCAACAUUUGGUGAUAGCUGUACAUUAGAAUCAGAUUUUUUAGUGUUACACCUUGUCCGAUUCAUAUUUUAAGACGUAUUUGUAUUAAAUAACGUUAAAUAUUGAAACCAGCCGUUCUAGUUAACCAAAAAUGUCUAAUUUUUUUAACUUACAAAUUUAAACAGAGUCAUAUAUUUUAACGGGCCUAAGUACAAUAAACCACAUUUGGCUCUGGAUAUCUGAACGAAACGAACUGUGAUUUUUGCUUUUAAUAAUAUCAACCGUGCUUUUUAAAGAUCGUUAAAAGCUAUAGGUUGACCGAGAAAUAAUCACAUAUUGUAUAUCUAUAAUUUUCAUUCAAGCUUUUAGAUGCUAAAUAUUGUAAUAUGUGAUAUGGAAAGCAGAUACGUCUUUUUCAUAGUAAUUAUGGUAACUCCGUAAAUACAUCGUUCACGUAUAUUGUAAUCGUAACUGUUAAACAUAGGGUUUAAAUUGUUAAGAAUACUGAUGCAAAAUGUUCAAUGGAGAUUGGAAUUUAAUUUUGUUUUCAUCUUCUGUACAUAGAUAUAAUUAAGUUUCAUCAAUUAUUUGGUUUGUAAAGCUUUACGGUGAACAAGAGUAAUAGUUUUCUUCUUCCAAUUCAUGAAAAAUUUAUAAAAAAAAAUUAUUAAUUUACUGCAUGACUGGUCGUGUCUAUUAUUAAAUAUUGCCAUCACUUAUCGUCAUACCACAGCUUAAAAUAUAUUAUAUUACUUAAUUAUUGUUUGCCAUUUAGAGGAAUGUAUAUCUAUUGGGAUUAUGAAAGAACUUCAUCCAAAAACAUGUUUUUAUUACGGUAUAAUUUGUUAUUCACUCGUUAUGAACAUUAUGCAACAAUAAUCGAAUUAUUGAGAUUGUCACUAGUUUAUAAUUAACACUCUUAGACCUAUAUUACCUUCUUUAACAUAUUACCAAACACAAAAAUAUAUCAAAUUGUGACGUUUAAAGUGAGAAAAUUAAAAAAAAUUAGAUCUCUGCGAGGCAUAUUUAAAGUAUUUUUCUACUUGAUCGUUUAGGGAUGCUAUUAGAUAUUUUUGGACCAUUGUUAAGAAUCGAUCAGUAUUGGUGAGGAUUAAGAAUUUAAAUGUUAGUUUUGUGAAUGUUGAAUGCGAUUGUUGUUGUCGAGAUUAGCGAGUUUAUGCUUCUAUAGAUGUAACUGCACCCAUUUAAAAUAUGCUUUGUUACCUGUUUUAACACUGGCAACACCCUAAUUUUAUAUAGAAUAAAAUACAGUAGACUUUACUAGACCUUACCUUUAAAAUGGCUACGUAUUUUACUCUAUAGUAAUUUACCAAAUAAUCAACCCGUCAAAACUAAGGUCUCGGAGUGUUAACUACCGACCAAUUAGGUGAGCCGAGGAACAAGGUGCAUUCAUGUAUAUUUCCCAUACAAACCAGAUAAGGUGUCCCAGUAGAUGUUUACGGCGGAACCGCUUAUUUUUGUAUUUUACUAGUACGUAAUGAAGCAUUAUUAAAUUCGUGGUGUCUCCUAAAGAUUGUAUGCAUUAUGCUAUAGAAGAGUAUUUCGUCAACAUUUUGUUGAAAUAAUAAGUGCGUAAUAAAACACUUUUUCGUAUUA